AUCGAUCUCCCGUUUCUAAAGCAACCACAAACGCUGUCGCCGUAUUUUCCCAAUACAAUUAAUAUAUUAUGGCGUUAAAUCCUUUAGCAAAUCCAAAAGGUGUAAAAUUAUUGUGUGAACUUUGUCAAAAACCAGCAUUUGUUCAGUGUAUGAAGUGCCGAGUAACAUUUUAUUGUGGCAAAGAACACCAGGAUGCAGACUGGAUGGGAAUACAUAUGAAGAUUUGUCAGUUGUUGAUCCCUCUACGGACGGUCUCGCUGCCAUUUUUGCCAUCGGAAGAAGACAGACAGAAACGAGAAGCUGAAAAGUUACGGAGACAAAGGGACAUGAUAGACUUGACAAGAACUAUGGGUCAGAAGUUGUUGUUUGAGGGUCGACAUGAACAGGCUGUGCCAGCAGCAAUGCAGUCACUACGUUUCAGCAUUGAUGUACAUGGUUUGGACAGCAUCCAACUUGUUCCAUCAUACCUCAUACUUGCUGAGGCUAGCAUAGGUCUGCACAAACUGACACAAGCAGAGGAGUACCUUGCACAAGCUCAGUGGACAGUUCUGAAGACUCCAGGUUGCAGCAACGCCAUCAAAUCCAAACUCUACCGUAACCUAGGCCUGCUUUUUGCUGCAAAAGGGGAAUAUCAAACUGCCCGGGCUCACCUAGCUGAUGAUAUCUAUCAUGCAUCCGAAGAGUUUGGGACAGACGACAUCCAAACAUCUGGGGGCUACUUCCACAUGGCAAAUGUAUUCUUCCGUCAGAAUCGAAUGGACAUUGCAGAUUCUUUAUACACGAGAGUUACUGCUAUUUGGCACAAACACCUUCUAGGAAUCAUUAGCCAACGGAUUCAUCCACCAAUGACAUCAUCUGGGGUUGGUCCAGCAUCCAUUGAGAAACCAUCUGAGGAAACACUUGAUGAGGCCCAGCAAGCAGAGGCUAAACAAGUACUGCAUGCAAUCCAUGACAUCAGAGAGCAGUCAACCAAUCACGGUCCUGAUAUGUUGUCACGCAUCUGCCAUGCCCUGGCCAUGUUGUAUUACCUACUUGACAGCAAUGAUAAGGCCCAAGAAUUUGGAAACAAAGCACUUUCUAUGAUUCAUGAUACCGACUCUGAAGACAGCCAGCUUGCACUUGAUAUUAAAGACUUCAAUAUGUUUAUAACCAACUUGUAGGCCUAUAGAAUUAUGUCCCCAUUGAACUUUACUGCUUGAUUUACAACCUUCAAGAUUAACUGUGUACAUAUACUGUAUUAUUAUUAUACUCAGAAAUUUUAUUAAAUUGUUUUAGUCUCAAUAUCA
This is a messenger RNA of Anneissia japonica, 1286 nucleotides long. RefSeq names its product zinc finger MYND domain-containing protein 12-like. The transcript is spliced from 7 exons. Bases 69 to 1160 code for a protein of 363 amino acids. Lineage: Eukaryota; Metazoa; Echinodermata; Crinoidea; Comatulida; Comatulidae. The record is from RefSeq and is a predicted model, not a curated record. Gene Ontology annotation, molecular function: protein binding.